UAACCUGACACCGUAUUUGCCUUGGCCACUUCCAGUAAGAUAAGCGCAUCGUGAAGCUCAUGACCUCCACCCUCCCCUUUCCUCCCCUUUCCUCCCCCGCUCAUCCCACCAAAUUCCAUCAUCAUCAAGUUGUCGGGCGCUGGGCGGGUAGCUGGCUGCUUUCAACACGAGACACGGCGCAGUUACGACGAUUCUCACUCCCGCCAAACCCCGAGGAGGCGACACGCGGCCGGAACCCAUGAGCGGGAAACACGCGCGGCGGGCGCGGGACGGUCGCGCGCGGGCUUCACGGCGGGACGGCCCGACGCUUCGCUCCUCCCCGGUAGACGCGCCCGCGGCUCCGACGACGGCAGCCGGGCGCCCGAGCCGGGCGGCCGUGGCGAGGGCGUCCGCCAUAGCCGAGCUGCUGCGCUACGAGUGCUCCGUCCUACUGGAGCUGUAUACGAAGAAGGAGAAUUUCACACCGGACGUUGCUGACAGUCAUCUGGUGUCCGUACCUCCUCCUUCCUCCCAGCUGGACGCCAGCGACGAGCUCCGGCGGCUCCACUCCGCUCUGCUGCAGUGCCGCAGCUUGCUGGAGAGCACCAUCGCCAGGGAGGAAGAGGAGCUGGGCGGCGGGAAGGCGGACGACUACGAGACCCAGAGGAAGAUGGUGAAGGACAGGCUGUCGCUUCUCCUGAUCAGCACCGGAGAGCUCCUCCAAGCCGCUGGCGGCGCGGGCGUCCCGCCCCCCGGCGUGGAGGGUUCAAAGUCAGAUGGCUCGAGCGGUCUGUUCCAGCUGAAGCUUUGGGUGUACCGGAUCUUCAAGGAGUUGGAAUACUGGACCAAGACGGCCGUCACCACUCUGCAAGCGCUGCUUUCUGUGACCGGCAAGGAGCGUGCGAGGACCCCUCGAGGCCGGAGCCUGAGACGCGUCAGGCAAUGAGAUGGAGACGGUGUGUGUGUGUGUGUGUGUGUGUGUGUGUGUGUGGAGAAGGGAUUGAGGCGCGAGGCCAAUAACGUGGUGUGAAGGAGAGAUGAGUGAAGAUCGGCAGUCGUGAUGGUGAGAAACGGAUCUCUGACACGGGGAGAUGAUGAGGGGGUUGAACCGAGACCUUUGACUGACGGGGAGUAAAAGACAAUCAAUGUGUUCCUCACGGCUGAUAACGAGAUUCCUGCUGGAAUGGUUCCAACACAACUCCAUUUAUUGUUUAUUUCUUAAGGUGAAAUCUACGGAUUCAUCUAGAUUCCCUAUGAGUUUCUUUCUUUGCUAUUUGGUUAUGAAUGUCAUUUAACUGAAUAUCAAAAUGAAUGUGUUGAUACCUCACUAACAUCUCCCCUGCACUCCGUUCGACAUGGCUGAGGUUGUUUUUGCAGCCAAGGGGAAGCUGUGUGUGUGGGGGCAAGAGGUGGGUGACAGCGCCCUCUAGUGUGUACACUACGCGCUCCUCCCCCCUCGCUUUCCUGCUUCUCCUCAGUAAUGCGUUUCCUUCUGACAGCUUAAAAACAUCAGUCAGUACGACACUGAAAAAAUAUGUAUUGUGCUUAUAAUUGUUUGAAAUAACAGUUCACUGCUUAAAUGCAAAAAUACCUGUUAUUGAUUUUGAUUUCUUAAUUUCUUAAUUAAUAUAAUGUAAUCUCUCACACACAUUUAUGUAUAUAUAUAUACAUAUAUAUAAAUAUAUAUGUAGUUUCAUCAACGAGGGCAAUAGCAAUACAAGGAUAAGACACAAGCAUAAUGUUUGAUAUAACCGUGGUCAGUAUGAACAUUUUGAAUAGCCUUAAUUAGGACAGCAGAGAGUAAAGCGUGAUGUACGUCAACGGAUCCCGUAUCCAUCCAUGGGGCCCUUGAGGCUGCCGGCGUGAUGAUGGACUUGUAGAUAACUUGCGGUAGUUUGGUUUGACCAGAGAAACCCACGUGUAUCCGCCAGUCUCCGCUGGCCUGUUACUCAUCAAAAGUGGCCUCAGAGCCUCGUUAUCGAUGCGCGUCGGUCCGGGCGACACGACAGAUACUGUAAAUUACGCUGAAUCCUAAAAGUCUUGCAUAGGUAACCAAUACGUUCCAUCGCGGUUGUGUAAAAAUCCAGGAAAUGUCUUACAGUUUGAAUGUUUAGCACACGGGGACCAUUUGCUCAUUGGACUAAUGUAACUUUGUUUGACUGACGCUGUGCCGAUUUGAGUCGGUUGAUAAGCUGUUGGUAGGUGCACUGGGAAUAUACACGGUGAGACGUGCACGUUGUCACUGGAAGGCGACUCACACGUUUUUAAUUGUAAAGAUGAAAACCCUGCUGUUCAUGUGGUGCAUGCACUGAAUAAAGAGUGACAAUAGAACGUGCAGCGCAGAUGCAUCCUUACUAUCUAACGAUAUUGUCGUGUACUUUAAAUGCAGUGUGUAAGUACACGUGUUGCAUUUCCUCUCCUGUUUAUGGCUUUGUUUGUCUGAAGAUGACCAACGCGUUUGGUACAGAAACGCCGGCGUGCUGUGAUGGGAGAAGGUAGACGAAGCCGGAGGUCCCGGCUUAUCGGGCACAGCGACACGUUUUAUUUCUGCUGCACGGCACGAUUCAUUUAGUAAAUGACUCCAUUCAGAGUGUGAAUCCCUUGUGAUUGACACGUCGCCAGGAGAGCACAAAACGCCUCGGCGGUAACGGACAAAACCGCCAAAGUGGAGGCUUCCACUUCCUAUACGGUCCGCUGAGUCGCACUGCUUCCUCAAAGCCACGCGUUCGCGUAACGCGGUGAAGCCCGCUGUCCUCCUUCCACGGCCGCAGUCUGACCUCUGACAUGGAGGACAAGCGCCGCGGUUGCCUUGUUUGUGUGCGUGCGCGCUAUUGAUCGAUAGGCGACCUCUUUCGGUAUCGAUGGAGGGACAGAGCCGCGGACAAAUGGCUCGAAGCACAAAGAGGGGAUCAGGUUCCCGUCGCAUCGGUCCAAGAGAGUCGCAGCAGUUGCCACAGUUGUGGGGUUUCUCGCGUCGUGAAGGUGUUUUGAUUAACGCCCUCGGUAUUUAAACCAUUUUAUCUGGGGUGGUAGACUAAAACAAGUUUGAUUCACUUGUUAAUUGUUUAAUUAAUUGUUCUAUGGCCAAUGUGGCGUAAUAUGUACCAACCAUUGGAUCCACUUUUGGCCCCUGAUGGUGUGUCAAGACAAGGCGCCAGAAGCCAAAGCCAGAAUUCACCUUUUGUAUUUUCCUACUUCGCCACUUUUUGGUUUGUGGAAUUAGAAUGUGUCUCGGAAAAUGGCUUUUAGUGGUAAUUAUUCAAACUUCCUCAGGUCAUGAAAAAGAAAAUGUUACAGUACGGUUGCCCUUUAAAAAAAUCUCGUUUUAGCAGUUUGUGGCAUUUUGAGGGAUCGAUUUGCUAAAAUGGAAUAGAAUUUGAAUAAGUAUGUGUUUUAUUUGUAUACAAACCCUGAAUCUAAGGAAGGUGUUGGCGGUGGUAAAGGACAUGGCCUAAAACUAACUUAUUUGCUUCCUGGGGAGACGGAGGUUCAUUUAGAAGAUGUGUUCAUGGCUUUUGUGGGUAUCCCAGGGCUGCGCCGGUUUGUGGGAAGGUGCGUUGAAUACGGAGCGCUCGGUCUAAUCAGUCGGUUGCAACCUGUAAGCAAACCACUAGAUGCCGCCAAAUCCUUCACGCGGUCCCUUCAGCAUCGGGUCACAUUGGCAGAGCGUUCACAAAUGAAGUGACAUAAGCACAGGCCGCAGCUUUUAUUUGGUUUUAUUCAUGGAUAACAAUUUUUGAUACUGCUUCUUCCAUUUAAGGAUGAAAUACUAAAAACAUAAAACACGGCUUGGUCAAAAUUCUGGUCAAACCCUUAAAGAAAUGCGCUGAAAUGUAAACUGGAAUGAAAAGGUGGAAUGUGUUUGGUGAAACUUUCUCGGGUGUAAAAGCGUAUUUAUUAUAUAUUGGAUUCUUGAGUGGGUUGAAAUAAAUUGAUCUUGGCUUUAAAUUG
Gasterosteus aculeatus aculeatus (three-spined stickleback) is the source of this 3930-nucleotide messenger RNA. RefSeq lists its product as uncharacterized. The record is from RefSeq and is a predicted model, not a curated record. Gene Ontology annotation, biological process: negative regulation of neuron apoptotic process; ciliary neurotrophic factor-mediated signaling pathway. Lineage: Eukaryota; Metazoa; Chordata; Actinopteri; Perciformes; Gasterosteidae. Gene Ontology annotation, molecular function: ciliary neurotrophic factor receptor binding.